AUGGGAGACAAUAGGGGAAAAAAGAGGGCAUGGGGUGAGAAAUGGGUAGCAAUGGGAGACUUUAACGACAUUUGCUCAAACGGGGAGAAAUGGGGGGAAAGAGAGGGAUCAGAAGGUAGUUUUAGGGAGUUCAAUAGCUUUAUUUCUGAUAAUGAGUUAGUGGACAUAGGGUGUAAGGGGGUGCCUUGGACAUGGAGUAACACAUGGGAAGGGGAGGGAGAAAUAAGAGAGAGACUAGAUCGAUGUUUAGGAAGUGUUGGGUGGGUACAAAAGUAUGAGAAUGCUGCUGUGGAACACAUUGAAAUAGAGGCUUCUGAUCACUGCCUGCUCCUAAUGGACACAAAAUCGAAGCAAAGGAGGGCCAAAAGAAGGUUUUUCUUUGACCAAAGAUGGGCAAGGGAUGAGGCAUCAAUAGCUGUUAUUAAAAGAGCUUGGGGACUGGAACAAAAUGGGUCUAGAAUGUUCAGAGUGGUGAAAAGGAUUAAGGAAUGUAGAAUUGCUCUGAUUGAAUGGAACAAGUCACUUAAAGGCAACACAAAGGCAAAAAUUCAGGAGCUGAAGGAGAAACUAAGGUCCGUCCGUGAGGAGAAUGAGCCAUGCAACAAAGGAGUUAUCACAACCUUAAAGCUACAACUAAGCAAAGCUUACAAGGAUGAAGAGUUGUUUUGGAGCCAGAAAUCAAGGAGCAGAUGGCUCAAAGAGGGGGACAAGAAUACAGCCUACUUUCACCUAAGUGUCAUGGCUGCUAGGAAACGGAACAAUAUCAGUAUACUCCAGAAGGCUAAUGGGGAGUGGUGUACGAGUGCAGAGGAAAUCAAAGCUGAGUUAAGCGAGCACUAUGCGGAGCUGUUCAACUCAAGUAAUCCAUCUGAAUUUGAAGAAGUGUUGCAAGGCAUACCGUGCACUAUUUCUAAUCUCGCGAACACACAGUUGAUCAAGCCAGUGACAGAAUUGGAGAUAAAACAAGCCAUAUUUUCCAUGUUCCCAAAUAAAGCCCCUGGAGUUGAUGGUAUGCCCCCUUUAUUUUUCCAAACAUACUGGCAUAUUAUCAAAAAUGAUAUUGUCAAUGCUGUCACAAGUUUUUUCCAUUCUGGUAAUAUCUUAACGGCUAUCAAUGAGACCAUUAUCUCCAUUAUCCCUAAGGUUGACAAUCCUGUUGUGCUUACUAAUUACAGGCCUAUAAGCCUUUGCACUGUCCUUUAUAAAACUAUUUCCAAGAUUUUGGCUAAUAGAUUGCAAAAAGUCCUAGUGCACUGUAUUAAUCCGUCUCAAUCUGCUUUUGUCCCUGGGCGUCAAAUUCUUGACAAUGCUAUCAUCGCUCAUGAAGUCUUGCAUUUCCUAAAAAGUAAGAGAGGUGGUAGAGUAGGCUUUAUGGCUUUAAAGCUUGAUAUGUCAAAAACCUAUGAUAGAGUGGAGUGGAAGUUUCUAGGCAGAAUUAUGUUACAUAUGGGCUUUUGUCCUACUUUUGUUCGCUGGAUCAUGACGUGUAUCUCCACUGUUUCUUAUUCUUUUAAUUUGAAUGGACAAAAUGUGGGUUAUAUCAAACCAUCUAGAGGUCUCCGUCAAGGGGAUCCCCUAUCCCCCUACUUGUUCAUUAUAUGUAUGGAAGGGCUGUCCAAUUUUAUCAAGAAAGGUGUGGAUUCUAAGCAACUAACGGGCAUCAAAGUCUGCAAAGACAGCCCUAUGAUCUCUCAUCUCUUUUUUGCAGACGAUUCUCUUUUGUGUUGCAAAGCAAGCAAGGAGGAGGCUAAGAAGGUAAAGGAGAUCAUUCAGACUUAUGGACAAGCCACAGGACAGGUAGUAAACUUUGGUAAAUCAGCCAUGUUCCUUACUAAAAAUACCUCCAACAGGAUUCGAGGAGAGAUUAGGGAGGUUUUGGGCAAUAUGAGGGCAGCCUCUAGUGGGAAAUAUUUAGGAUUACCUAUGACUAUUGGGAGAGCUAAGAAUCAGGUUUUUGGGUUCUGGUGGGGCGGGGAUGGUCUAGAGAACAAAGUGCAUUGGGUGAGGUGGAGUAAGCUUACUGAAGUUAAAGGGAAAGGGGGAUUGGGCUUUAGAGAUUUAGAAGCCUUCAAUGUUGCCUUGCUUGCAAAACAAAUUUGGAGAGUUGUUACAAAUCCGAAUUUGUUAGUAAGCAAGGUCCUGAAAGCUAAAUACAUGAAAAAGACUGACUGGCUUGUUCAAAAGCCCCCGAGCACAGCAUCUUGGUGCUGGAAAAGUUUACACAAGGGAGGUGAGCUGCUUCAGCAGGGCCUAUACAAGAGGGUAGGAGAUGGAAGGUCAAUUAAAAUCUGGGAAGACAGAUGGGUAGCUGGAUCGUGCAAUGGGAAAUUAACUACGGCAAAACCAGCAGGGUGUCAACUUGAGUGUGUCCAUGAACUAAUAGAGGAGGGGAGGUGGAAGACUGAUACUUUGCAUCGCUGGUUUAACAUAGAUGAUGUGGAACUCAUAACUAACAUCCCUCUAAGUCUAUAUGAAAGGAAAGACAGAUUGUAUUGGUUGCAUAGCAAGUCUGGUGUUUAUACAAUCAGAACAGGCUACGUUAUUGCCAAAGGGGGAAGGGAGACUGUGAACCACAGGAUAGCACCUGACUCUGAGACUAGCUGGGCAAUUAGGAAGCACACGGUGUGGAAAAGAUUGUGGGGCUUAAAUAUCAAAAUGAAGCUCAAGCAUUUUUUAUGGAGGUGUUUGCAAAAUGGGCUGGCUACUAGUGAAGCUCUCUACCAAAGAGUUGGGAAAGGAAGCAAUCUGUGCCAAUGUUGUGGUGAGGCUACGGAAACCAUUGAACAUGUAUUCUUUUUUUGUCCAACAGCUCAAAUAGCUUGGAGGCUAGCUCCGCUCUGGAAGGCGAGAAACAAGAGAGUAUUCCAGCUGGAGAGUGAGGAUGCAAAAGUGAUAAUUGACAAAGCCCAGCAAGAGUGGAUCGAAUUUGAAGAGGCAACUGUUCCUCAACCCCGAGGAUUCGCAUCAACAGAGCAGGAAAGACUGAGUCAGCAUAAUUGGGAGCCACCAAAGGAGGGAGUAGUGAGAAUUAAUACGGAUGCAGCAAUCUCAGCAAAAAUGGUCAGGAUCGGAUUGGGAAUUGUUGCACGGAACUGGCGAGGAGAUCUAGUGAAAGUCCGAGGGAUUAGUAGAAGGAAAAAAGGGGAAGCUGCCACAGAGGAAUCAUUAGCAAUCCGAAGUGCGCUGGAAAUGGCUCAAGCUGCAGGAUGGACAAAGAUAGAAGUCCAGUCGGACUGCAGAAACGUUGUGAGCUCGAUCAAUGCGGGCAAUGUUCAGGAUUGUAAGUUACAAACAAUCCUAGAAGACAUUGAGGCCCUAAAGACUAGUUUUGACAGUUGUAUUUUCUCUUUUGUUCCCAGAAGUGCGAAUGGCUACAGUCAUGAAGUGGCUCAAUUUGCAACCAAGGUGGUUAAAACCAUUGAUUGGCAAGCUUCAUUUCCAACAUGGUUAACUGUUCUUGCUAGAAAAGAUAUGGGGGGAAACACAAAUUCUGUAUUUGCUCGAGCUCAAUUGGGUACCGGAACUCCAUCUGCUACUGUUAAUGUACAAAUUCAAUUCCUAGCUAGCCCGAGUGGAACAAAGAAGAAAGGAAGGCCUACAAAAGCUAAAGCCAUAAGGACAAUAAACACUAUUGAGAAAAAGACUGGUGGUACCCCCAUUCAUUCACGCAUGCCUUCUAGAGAAAAUGCCCCUGUAGAAAGCAACAAUGGAGCUUCUCAGACAUCCAGAACUGUUACCAUAGAAGCUAAUGCAACUACUAACUCUGUCAAUGUUAGUAGCUCCUUCAGCAUGUGGUUUUAA
Coffea arabica (coffee) is the source of this 3801-nucleotide messenger RNA. RefSeq lists its product as uncharacterized. Lineage: Eukaryota; Viridiplantae; Streptophyta; Magnoliopsida; Gentianales; Rubiaceae. The record is from RefSeq and is a predicted model, not a curated record. Gene Ontology annotation, molecular function: nucleic acid binding; RNA-DNA hybrid ribonuclease activity.